CCUUCCCCUCCCCUUGCCCGCUGCGUCGCGAGGCGCGCGCCCGUCCGCCGCCUGCCGCGGAUCGCGUGGUCAGCUCGGCUCGCCGCGCCUCUCCCCCGUCCGUCCAUAUUGCUGCAGCCCCCGAGCCGGGAAGCCCGGGCCGCCCCGGCGGCGGGGGGGAGGGAGGGACGGGACGAGAAGCCUGCCAGGCUCGGGGUGGGGACGCCUUGCGAGGAACGGGCGGGGGGGGACGCGCGCCGAGGAGGCCUGGACCGCAUAGUGGGGGGCCUUCGUCCCCCCCCCCGCCCGGCCAGCGGGCCUUGGAUCUACGGCGGCUGCGUUCGACCCGGAGGGGAGCCGCGCCUAGCGUGAACCCCGACCCUUCUCCGCCGGGACUGGGGCCCAGCGCCCCGGAGGAAGGCGUCGCGGGCGCUCGGAGAGCCAAGUUCGAGGCGGGGGAGGCAGCCUCGGGCGCGCCCGGCUUCUCCGGGGGGGCGGGCGCGCAGAUGGCCACUCAGGUGGAGCCGCUGCUGCCGGGGGGCGCCCCACUCUUGCAGGCCGAAGAGCACGGGGGGUUGGUGAGGAAGAAGCCGCCGCCGUCGUCCGAGGGCAAGGGCGAGCCCGGGGCGAACGACGUCGGAGGGGGGGAGCCGGACGGCGGCGCCCGGAGACCUCGGCCGCCCUGCGCCAAGCCACACAAGGAGGGCACAGGGCAGCUGGAGCGCGAGAGCCCGCGGCCACCGCAGCCGCCUGGCGCCGAGGGCCCGGCCGUCAGCGACGGGGAGGAGGGCGGCGGCGGCGAGCCGGCCGCUGGCGGAGGAGCUGCCGGAGCCGCGGGCGCCGGGCGCCGAGACUUCGUGGAGGCCCCUCCGCCCAAGGUGAACCCGUGGACUAAGAACGCGUUGCCGCCGGUCCUGGCCACCGUGAACGGACAGUCUCCUCCAGAACAUGCUGCUCCGGCCAGGGUGGUGAGGGCAGCAGUUCCUAAACAGCGCAAAGGUAGCAAGGUUGGUGACUUUGGAGAUGCAAUCAACUGGCCAACACCUGGAGAGAUAGCCCACAAGAGUGUGCAGCCACAGUCCCACAAGUCUCAGCCUGCCCGCAAGCUGCCACCCAAAAAAGACAUGAAGGAACAGGAGAAAGGAGAGGGGAGUGAUAGUAAGGAGAGCCCGAAAACCAAAUCAGAUGAAUCGGGGGAGGAGAAGAACGGGGAUGAGGACUACCAGCGAGGCGGGCAGAAGAAGAAAGGGAACAAACACAAGUGGGUUCCGUUGCAAAUAGACAUGAAGCCUGAAGUGCCCAGAGAGAAACUGGUCUCUCGCCCUACUCGCCCGCCAGAGCCACGACACACACCUGCCAACCGCGGGGAGAUCAAAGGGUCUGAGCCUGCCACCUACGUGCCCGUGCCCGUGGCCCCCCCCACCCCAGCCUGGCAACCAGAGACCAAAUCGGAGCCUGCCUGGCACGACCAGGAUGAGACAUCGAGUGUGAAGAGUGAUGGGGCUGGUGGGGCGCGGGCUUCCUUCCGUGGCCGUGGACGGGGGCGUGGUCGCGGCCGGGGACGCGGCCGGGGUGGCACUCGAACCCAUUUUGACUACCAGUUCGGCUACCGAAAGUUUGACGGUGCAGAGGGGCCGCGCACCCCCAAGUACAUGAACAACAUCACCUACUACUUUGACAAUGUCAGCAGCACUGAGCUUUACAGCGUGGACCAGGAGCUGCUUAAAGACUACAUCAAACGCCAGAUUGAAUACUACUUCAGCGUGGACAAUUUAGAGCGAGACUUCUUCCUGCGACGGAAAAUGGAUGCUGACGGUUUCCUUCCCAUCACACUUAUUGCGUCCUUCCACCGAGUACAGGCCCUUACCACUGACAUUUCACUCAUUUUUGCGGCCCUAAAGGACAGCAAGGUGGUGGAGAUCGUUGAUGAAAAAGUCCGCCGAAGGGAGGAGCCAGAGAAAUGGCCUCUUCCUGGUCCCCCAAUAGUGGAUUAUUCCCAGACUGAUUUCUCCCAGCUUCUCAACUGCCCAGAGUUUGUGCCCCGCCAGCACUAUCAGAAGGAGACAGAGUCGGCGCCUGGCUCUCCCCGUGCUGUCACACCAGUGCCAACUAAAACAGAGGAGGUCAGCAACCUAAAGACCCUGCCCAAGGGCCUGUCUGCCAGCCUCCCUGACCUGGAUUCUGAGAACUGGAUUGAAGUGAAGAAAAGACCUCGGCCCUCCCCAGCACGACCCAAGAAGUCAGAGGAGCCCCGGUUCCUCCACCCGACUACUCUGCCUCAGCAGCAGCCCUCUCAGCAGCUGAUGUCCAAGGAUCAAGACGAGCAAGAGGAACUGGAUUUCCUGUUUGACGAGGAAAUGGAGCAGAUGGAUGGGCGGAAGAACACCUUUACCGCCUGGUCUGAUGAGGACUCUGACUAUGAGAUUGAUGACCGGGAUGUCAACAAGAUCCUCAUUGUCACCCAGACGCCACCUUACAUGCGCCGGCACCCGGGGGGGGACCGCACAGGCAACCACACCUCGCGUGCCAAGAUGAGCGCUGAGCUGGCCAAGGUCAUUAACGAUGGUCUCUUCUACUACGAGCAGGACCUGUGGACUGAGAAGUUUGAACCCGAGUAUUCCCAGAUCAAGCAAGAAGUCGAGAACUUCAAGAAAGUCAACAUGAUCAGUCGGGAGCAGUUUGAUACACUAACCCCUGAGCCCCCUGUGGAUCCCAACCAAGAGGUCCCUCCUGGACCACCUCGCUUCCAGCAAGUUCCCACUGACGCCCUGGCCAACAAGCUGUUUGGUGCCCCCGAGCCCUCCACCAUUGCCCGCUCUCUACCAACCACUGUCCCAGAGUCGCCAAACUAUCGCAACGCCAGGACCCCUCGCACUCCCCGGACACCGCAGCUCAAAGACUCAAGCCAGACGUCACGGUUUUAUCCAGUGGUGAAGGAAGGUCGGACGCUAGAUGCUAAGAUGCCUCGGAAAAGGAAGACCAGACACAGCUCGAACCCACCCUUGGAGAGUCACGUGGGCUGGGUGAUGGAUUCCCGCGAGCACAGGCCCCGGACUGCUUCCAUAAGCUCCAGCCCCUCAGAAGGCACGCCUGCGGUUGGCAGCUAUGGCUGUACCCCUCAAUCGCUGCCCAAGUUCCAGCAUCCUUCCCACGAGCUGCUCAAGGAAAACGGCUUCACACAACACGUCUACCACAAGUAUCGUAGGCGCUGCCUUAACGAGCGGAAACGCUUGGGCAUUGGCCAGUCUCAGGAGAUGAACACUCUCUUCCGCUUCUGGUCCUUCUUCCUCCGAGAUCACUUCAACAAAAAGAUGUAUGAGGAGUUCAAGCAGCUGGCUCUGGAGGAUGCCAAAGAAGGCUACAGAUAUGGUUUGGAGUGCCUUUUUCGAUACUACAGUUAUGGCCUGGAAAAGAAGUUCCGGCUGGACAUAUUUAAGGACUUUCAGGAGGAAACCGUGAAGGACUAUGAAGCUGGUCAGCUGUAUGGGCUGGAGAAGUUCUGGGCCUUCUUGAAAUAUUCCAAAGCCAAAAAUUUGGACAUUGACCCCAAACUUCAAGAAUACCUCGGCAAAUUCCGACGUCUUGAAGACUUCCGAGUGGAUCCCCCCAUGGGUGAGGAGGGCAACCACAAGCGACACCCAGUGGCAGCAGGAGGUGGCAGCGGCGAGGGCAGGAGGCGGUGCCCCUCCCAGUCUUCCGGCAGGCCCUCCGCCGUGGUCGGCCAGCCCCCCGCACCAGCUCCCGGCCAGCCCCUCCGAGAAGACGCUAAAUGGACAAGCCAGCCCUCGGACGCACAGGCUUUGGGGAAGUGAAAACCCUUUAGCCCUGGGCUUUGGGGGGGAGGGGUGGGGGGCAGGCGAGAGUCGGGGGCCAGUCCCAGGAGAGGGGACGGAGGAGGGACAGGCCUGGAGUCGUUAGGGUGGGCCUUUGUGCUGAGUAGCAGCGUGUACGCCACUUGGGCCAUCAGAGGCGCCCCCGGGCAGGAGCCUGCACACACCCCUUCCCUCUUCUCUCUCCAUGGCUCUUCUUCACAUCCUAGCUUCUUCUGGGGGGGAGGGUAAGGGGGGAAAUUUUUUUUAUAUAUAUAUAUAUAUAUACAUAUAUAUAUAUCAAGUUUUAAAUUAUUGAUAGUUUGUCUGGAUUACCAAAAUCACUCUGCAGCCCUGCCCGCGGCUGGUAGGCCGCAACCCUGGUCCCCAUCCACAGCUGCGUCCUGCUCCCCCGCCAGCCAACUAUGCAGCCCACAGAAAGGCCCUGUGGGCCCCAUUGCCCAGCACUGUUUCACAGAAGGCUCUGGCAGCGUCCCUGGGCCCCACGAGCACCAGCCCCUUGAUCAUCUGGGGCUUGCCAUCACCUUGUUCUCUCCCUGCUGUCCCUACCACGCCCUCCUGCCAUCUUCCGGGAGAAGGAAACCAAAGGAUCUAGCAGUGGGGGUGGGGAAGGUUUCGGCCUCUCUCCACUCCCCUCCCCCCAUGCCCCUUACUCCCCAGCCCAGAGAGACGCUGCUCGUACCAGAAGAGACUAUUGAAAGAUGAUUUAUUUUAUUUUUCUCUGACCUUUCCAUCCUUGGGAAAAUGGAAAAGAAAAAAAAAAAAAAAAGACAAAAUCGACCAUAAAAGACCAAAAAAAACCAUCAGAAAACCCCCACCUAAUCCACAGAAAGUGAUGUCUUUCCCCUACCCUUGGAAUUUUCUUGUUUUGUUCUUGGAAAUAGUAUUUUUUUAAAAGUUGCCUUAUUGUGGAGUGGGAAUCUGAAAUACCCAAAUGCCUGUUUUCCUCGGUGGAGUCAACUCGAAGAGCUCCCACCUUCUCUGGAUGUGCCUGGGCUGGAUUGACUAGAAUCUGUCUCUGGAUUGAGUUGCAUGUACAGUGCCUCCUGCCUGUAGGCAAGAGAGUGGGGGCGGCUCAGAUCAGAGCCGUGCCCAGAAUAUCUCCGCUGUUGCAUCAUUUGAAGCUGACGUCCCGUGUCUGUACACUGCUGCCACUGUCGUGUCCUUGCUCUGCUUGCUGUUGCCUCACGCCAGGGCCCAUCCUGCCGUGACACCCUUCAUCCUACCCUUGGAACGCCAAGGCCAAGUUUGCUUCAGACUGUUGGAGGACAGCGUUGGCCUGGAUCUGGGACACACUCGUCCUCGGCUUGACUGUCUCCCCCACCUCAGAGGGGAAAGGUGAACACUUGGCAGCUGAGGCUUGGAAACCUUUCUUGCGUUCCCUUGAUAGAUCUCUGAGACCUCGAGGAGGCUUUGUCUCUUAAAAGGUGGAGAGAGAUGCCGUUCUCCUCCCUUGGGCUGGGUGGGUAUCCCCAUCUUGCGCCCCGCCCCCUCUGCAAGCCAUCUCUGCCCACCCUCCAGUUGACCCCGCCUGGGAACGAGAGAUUGAGGAGGCUUUGAGGGGGGGGGGGUCCUGCUAGUUGGAGAAGCCCUGUGGCAGGAAGGUAUAUGUGGACAUAGAGUAUACCUGACUUCUCCAGCCACUGACUGCUUGACUUGGGCUGUGAAUGACAGUGGAAUGGCUGGAGUCUCCUGGCAUCCAGAGCUAGGGAGGGUGACCCAAAACUGACCCUCACAAACGGGGCUGGGUGCGGGUAUGCCAACACGCUCACCACAGGGUGGUGGUGGUCAUGUGCUCACGCCUCUUGGCCCUUGUCAACUGCUUCCUCUGUCGGGCCCUAAAGCUGGGAGUCGGAGACAGUAUCUCAGGCUGGCUAGGGCUUGCCCUGUGUCUUGGGCACCUCAUUGCUUUGGCCUGUGCCCUCCCCCAUCUCUGGCCUCCCAGCAGUUAGUAUGGGGAAGCCCAUCUUAGUUCCUGUGAGCCGGUUGUCUCGAAAGCCAAGGAUGAGUGUCUGGUCUCUGCUCUGACAGUGGGGUUUGAGGCCUCUCCCUGCCCAAUCUGGUGCCUGCCCCACAAUGUGCCAGACACUGGACGCCCUCCUCCUUCCCUUCAUUGCCUCUUUCUUUCCUUUGGGUUGCUCGGCCCUGUACUGUAUCCAGCACCACAGAAACCUCAGUGUUUGUCCUCUGCUGGGUUUGGGGGCACAAGGAAGCCUUGGGAGUAUGGGGAAAGGCUGUUCUUAUCUAGAGUUUACUCCCAGGCCAGGGGGCUGCCAUCCUCUCCCUGAUCCUCCCCACAGACACCCCACAAAGAGGAAGCCCCUUUUGGGUGGGGAGGUGAGGACGUCAUCUCAACACAGGCUGGGGUUGGGGGGGCUUUUUUCUUCCUUUUUUUCUUUCCUUUUUUUUUUUUUUUUUGUAACAUGUUCGGAGUUAAUGUUGCAAAGAGUAGUUUACAUCUUCACUUUCUGAAGACACUUGAAUUUAGGACCGAUGUAUCUGUGACAAGCACCAUCCUCCAUGGGGAUCCAAGAUCGGAGACACAAAGCAACAGCCUGCCCAAAUCCUUCUGUUCAUCCUGUUCCCUUCCAAGAUUGGUCCAUGCCAACACAGCCUUUGGGCAUCAAACAUCAGAAGGUCUGUGUACCUCGGCCCUGCUAAGGGGCAGGUUUCUCUUGUGCUCUCCCGAAUCUGGGAGUAAAGGCACUACCGGGAGAGAGGGGCUGCCCGACCCUGCCCCAGCCUGGACCCCUUGGGCUCAGAUCCAGGUGCAGAGCCCCCCGUGUCAAAGUUGUUAUGUUUUUGUUUUGUUCUAUUGUAGCUCUUUUUUUCCCUUUCCUGAUGAUUGGUUUUUGAAAAGAAAGUUGCUCAGAAAGCCCUGGCAGUGGGGAGGAGGGGCAAGAAGGACAACUAGCUUAUAGGGAGGGUGGUGGUUUUUUGCCAGAAGCCUGGGUAGAGCGGUCUGAAUCGCCUGGUGCCUCCUGAGCGGGGGCCCCAGGUCUCUCCUGUGUGCGCAGGGCCCGGGAUGUGCCCCAGCCCCACCCUCUCCUUCAGCCGUGUUGAUAGCAGAGGCAGAGAAGAUAAGAGCAUACAGCCCAUUUCUGACUGGAGAGGAAAACUUGUCACCGGCUUUGCGGAGAAGGUUCCACCUUAUGCUCAUAGUACGUUAUCUUUACCAUGUGCUAGGAUAUCACACUUACAAGGACAAAAAAAUGUAAAAUACUUGAAUGAGCUUGUAUUAUAACAUUAAUAUUAUUGAGAGUAUCUGCUUUCCAGGCUGAAGUGAUUCAUUCAUUAUUCUAGUCCUGCUUUAGUCGUUUGUAAUUUGUGGUAAUUAUGCUUUUCUUUUUAAUACAAAAAAAUGUAUAAAAAUAAAAACUUGAAAAGGCAAAA
This is a messenger RNA of Aethalodelphis obliquidens (Pacific white-sided dolphin), 7202 nucleotides long. RefSeq names its product La ribonucleoprotein 1, translational regulator (gene LARP1). Gene Ontology annotation, cellular component: cytoplasmic stress granule; cytosol. The coding region runs from base 486 to 3791 and encodes 1101 amino acids. Gene Ontology annotation, biological process: positive regulation of translation; mRNA stabilization. Gene Ontology annotation, molecular function: RNA cap binding. The transcript is spliced from 19 exons. Lineage: Eukaryota; Metazoa; Chordata; Mammalia; Artiodactyla; Delphinidae. The record is from RefSeq and is a predicted model, not a curated record.